GACUCAAAAACCACAAAACCAAAAGAAACCAAACCACCCCGUUCUCUCUCUGUCUCUCUUUUUCUCUUUCCUCCUCUCUCUCUAAACCCUAAACACGAAGACUUUCUUUUCUCUUUCUGAAAUUUUAAACUCGCAAUCCGAUGUUCUAAUCCGACAAAUCUCUGCGUUGAUCCAGUUUACAUAGAGACAAUCCAGAUGUAUGGGUUUAUUGUUACAGUGCUCUGCAGAUUGAUUGACAACUCCAAUUGAACAUAUGCUGCAAAGGUGACCAAAAUGAACUUUGGGUUUCUUGGUAAUAUCCCUUGGUUUAGGGCCCAAUCAAACAAUGAUUUGGAACCAGCUCUACCAACAACUUCCCUUCUUGAACAACCUCAGCAGAAGGAUAGUUUUGAUAUCAAGUUGUUGGGUUGGCCCCUUCUUUCCUUUGUUCCUUGGGUGUCAGUGAAUUCUAAAGAUAAGAUUCGAACUCCAUCCACUAUUAACCGCGGUUUGAGAAGGCGUGCACAACCUCGUGGGGUGUUUGAGAAUGGUGAUUUCAAUAACUUUUUGCGCUUUAGGCCAUAUGUUUCUAGGGUCCCAUGGCAUACUGGCGUAAGAGGUUUUCUUUCUCAGCUAUUCCCAAGAUAUGGGCAUUAUUGUGGGCCUAAUUGGUCAAGCGGGAAGGAUGGAGGAUCUCCUCUUUGGGACAAGCGGCCAAUUGAUUGGUUGGACUUUUGUUGCUACUGUCAUGACAUAGGUUAUGACAGUCAUGAUCAGGCUGAUUUGCUGAAGGCUGAUUUAGCUUUUCUGGAGUGCCUUGAGAGGCCAAAUAUGGCUACCAAAGGGGACGCUAGCAUUGCUCGCCUUUAUAAGACAAUGUGCAUCACAGGUCUCAGGAAUUUACUUAUCCCUUACAGAACUCACCUUUUGAAACUGCAAGCAGGACAGCCCUUGAUUCAAUUUGGAUGGCUAAGCAAUGUAAGAUGGAGAGGUUGGAAUUUUCAGAAAACUUAAAAGGGAUCAUGAGCUUUGGGAGGUAGUAACCUACAAUACUCAACUAGUGCCCAUUGCAACAGAUGCCCCCUUUCAAAUUUUUGAUCUCUACUAAAGCUUUUCUGUGCCAGGGGGAAAAUAGCAAUGUUGAGUGUUAUUAGGCUUUUAUGUAUAUAAUUUUUUAAUUGAGACCGUCGGAGAUGCUUCUGUAUAAUGCAUUAGCAUUCUUUUUAGUUACCCCAGCUUUUCCAAUUGGCUGGUGUUAGUAUCUGUAAGUAAGUAAUGAACAAGCUUUUCUUUCUUUUAUCUUUAGUAAGAUGACUAGGGUUCAUGCCUCUUUGGUAUUUGAUUAGUUUUGUGAAAGUGACGUUCUUUGACA
This is a messenger RNA of Prunus dulcis (almond), 1351 nucleotides long. RefSeq lists its product as uncharacterized. The record is from RefSeq and is a predicted model, not a curated record. Lineage: Eukaryota; Viridiplantae; Streptophyta; Magnoliopsida; Rosales; Rosaceae. Bases 274 to 993 code for a protein of 239 amino acids. The transcript is spliced from 3 exons. Gene Ontology annotation, molecular function: A2-type glycerophospholipase activity. Gene Ontology annotation, biological process: arachidonate secretion; phospholipid metabolic process.